AUGGAUCAGAAGGUGUUUGCCCAAAAACUCCCGAAGCCUACCAUAAUAUUAUACACGAAUGAUCCUGAAGACGUGAUUAUGGCUGAGGACAAUAUUAGUUUUGUCUGUAAAACUGAUGUAAAAGCUGAAAGAUUUAACUUAUAUAACAACAGCAGCUUGAUACUACAGCAGACUGAGCCAACGUUUAAUCUGUCCAAGGUAAUGAGCAAGCAGACUGGAGUAUACAAGUGCGACUACUGUUAUCAGUCAACAUGCUCGGAAACCAGCGAUCCGGAGUAUAUCUACGUCAAAGAAACUUUUCCAGAACCAGAGAUAACUGCCAAGCCGAGGAAGAUCGUCCAUUCAGGAGACAACAUCACAAUAACAUGCAGAGCUCCGUAUCCAAAUCUACACUUUUUUCUAUAUAAGGGAGAACAGGAGGUCAUGAAUGACAUUGCUGUCGGAAACGAAGUAUCAUACACAAUAGAAAGCGCAAGCAACAAGGACAUCGGACAAUAUGUCUGCAUUUACAAGACAAAAAAGGACAGCACCUAUCAGAUGGAAUCUGCAAGGAGCAACCCCAUCAUGAUAAGAGUUAAAGAUCUUCAGAGACCUUCCAUUACCAUUGGAGUUGACCCUAGAGACAGCGAAAACGUAAUUAUCGACUGCAAGUCUCCCACUAUACAAAACUGGAAGUGGUUCCAACUGCUGAAUGACAGUAAAGACGUUGAAAAUGAAAUCCAGUCCGAUAAAAAUACGGUACAAUUUACUGUCAACAGAACUGAAUAUUCCAAAAAGAGAUUUUACUGUAUUUACCGCAUACGGAUAGGGGACGACUUCGCUGAUUCUAAGCUGAGUUACUCGAUAAUUGUAGAUCAGGUGAUUGAUUACACCACUAACAACAUCAUCCGGCUUUUGUUAUCAGCAGUGAUACUGCUAGUCCUUGGUGUCAUUGUUUGGAAACACUUCAGAUUUUUGCAAGAGAGAACACAGUAUCUCCCCACGUUGCCCCCAGCACUAGUUGCUGAAGACAAGUCCAAAGGAAAUCCGGAAAACCCAGGGGUGGCAUACAUACGCGACCCCCAAGAGGAUGCUAUUGUAUUCGAUACGCUCUAAAUAAAACGCCUGCUGUUUGCAGCUGUAUAUCCCUGUCUCUAGAUUCACAAAAUGGCAAGUUUGUCCUUAAUUAACUCAAAAUCGUAUUGUCCAAGAGAAUGGAAUCUUACUUUGCCAUCUUCAUAUU
Messenger RNA from Spea bombifrons (plains spadefoot toad), 1222 nucleotides. RefSeq names its product immunoglobulin superfamily member 1-like. Lineage: Eukaryota; Metazoa; Chordata; Amphibia; Anura; Pelobatidae. The coding region runs from base 1 to 1095 and encodes 364 amino acids. The record is from RefSeq and is a predicted model, not a curated record. The transcript has 5 exons.